CUUUCCAUUGCUCACUGAAGCUCAAUAUUAUUUUAGUUGACCAACUAAUAAAAACUGAUAUAGAUAUAAAUGUAUGUUUUGAUUUUUUAAUUGGAAUUAGAGUUGUAAGAAUCUUCUCAGAAAGCAGGGACUUUUGGAUUGACUCCAUUGCAAGAAAGCCUUUGAAGCUCCGGAUCUAUGUGUUCAGAUUCAACAUACUUUGUCAACCAGGUGGAAGAGGAGAGAAAUGUGCUUAGAUUUCACCAAUUCCAGUCUGCCCACAAAUGAAGAGAGGAGUGCACAGGAGGAAUGGAGGCUGAGCCAUAACUAUAAGAUUGUCCUCAAAACAAAAUCAUUUGAUAAAUUCUGUCAGGCCGUCCAAACAGCUCUUUGCCACCAAUUCAACAGCAGAACUGCUCAAUCCCAAAACAUCUUGUUGGAAGACCUGCUUUCACCGAAUGAAGAAAUUAUAAAUGCAUCCCUAAUUCAUCUCAUCAACAAACCAGAGCUCCAUAAAUUAGUGUCCUGUUAUUUCUCCAAUACCCUAAAUUCUUUCCAUGUGUGUGCCCUGCUUCUCGAGAGCACACACAGAGCCCGAGUGAGUUACAUGGCCUUUCAAAAUGUUUUAGAGCAGGAGAAUCCCUUUAUGCAAGGUGCCCAUUUUAAGGGCAUCUGUGAAUUUUUUGAGGGUUUGCAUCAGGAGUUUCAGCCGAGGCGUCAAACCCUAGCUAAAAGACUCAAAUGGCUUUCCUUUGCACAUAAAUUUUUUCCUGAAUUAGUGAAGGAGAAUUCUCAAAUGGAUGCGGCUGCAAAGGGUACUUACAUUUUACUGAACCAGUUGGAAACGACCAGAAUGUUAGUCGCCCGGCUGUAUGAUGAAGUGGAGCACAAUAAAGAUGUAAUAAAGAUCUGGAAAGCAAGAAAGGAUGAAAUUUAUCCUCUUCAGCAAAUAAUCAAGCUUUUGGGAAAAAAUGACAGGAAUUACAGGAGCAGACUAGAUGAAAUUGAAGAGCAGGGUUGCCUUUGUUUGAUGGAGAUCAACAGAGUGAGAGCUCUUCUUCUUCAGCACAUAAAAAAUUAACUUCCCGAAUUCUUGUCUGCUUAUUUUUCCUGAAAUGGAUUUGUUUCAGAAGAUGGGUGUGAGCCUGUGAGGUAUUUGCCAAGCUCUUCGCCAUUUCCAUUUGCUUAUUCAUUUGACUUUACCAUUCUUCAAAAGGAGAAUGUUUCCAGUUUGGGAUUGCCGGAUUUAGAGCAUUGCUAUUCAAUAAGAUUGUUUGAUUUUGGAAACGUC
Molecule: messenger RNA, 1270 nt
Organism: Cryptomeria japonica (Japanese cedar)
Lineage: Eukaryota; Viridiplantae; Streptophyta; Pinopsida; Cupressales; Cupressaceae
Product: UPF0496 protein At3g49070
Exons: 2
Coding region: 227-1060 (277 amino acids)
Source: RefSeq, a predicted model, not a curated record